Molecule: messenger RNA, 783 nt
Organism: Lonchura striata (white-rumped munia)
Lineage: Eukaryota; Metazoa; Chordata; Aves; Passeriformes; Estrildidae
Source: RefSeq, a predicted model, not a curated record
AUGGAUUGUGGGUACGGAGUCCAUAACUCCGCCAUCUUCAGGAGACAGAACUACAACCCCGCGGUGCAUUGUGGGUACGGAGUGCAUAACUCCGCCAUCUUUAGGAGACAGAACUACAACCCCGCGGUGCAUUGUGGGUACGGAGUGCAUAACUCCGCCAUCUUCAGGAGACAGAACUACAACCCCGCGGUGCAUUGUGGGGAAAUGGAACUUUUCGUCCACGGCUUCCCCUCCGACGUCGCCGCCCUCCGGUUCGAGUGGGCGUGGCAACACCCCAACUCCUCCCGCCGCCUCCUAUUGGCCGCGCCGGCUCGGCGCCGCGGCGAGCAGCCAAUCAGCUUCGCCCUGCGCGUGCUGCCCCGCCUCCUGCGGGCCCCGCCCUGGUGCCGGCUGCCGCUGCGGAUUCGCUGGCUCCGCCCCCCGGGCCACGCCCCCGAGCUGGCCCCGCCCCCUCACGUGACGCAGGAGGAAGGGGCGGGGCCGCCGCGCCUUAAAAGGAAAAAGGGGCGGGGCCAAAAGCCGGAGGAAGGGGGCGGGGGGUGUGGCCUGUGCGAGGAGGAACAGGCCACGCCCCUUUUGCGCUGUCCCCACCCCCAGUGCAAGAUGGCCGCCCAUCCCCCGUGCCUGGCCCGGCUCUUCCUGGCCCCGGAGCCGCAGCAGCUGCUGCCAAUAGGGGGCGCCUGUCCCGGGUGCCACGCCCACCUCCUGUGGGGCGAUCUGAUUCGUCGCUGCCUGGGGGAGGCGGAGCCUGAAGAGGAGUGGGCGGAGCCCAAUGACGUCAUC